CAAGCUUGUAGGCACUUUGGAUGAAUUAAAAUCAUUUUAUAAAGCAUUAAACUGUUUACUCUGCUUUCAGUGAUUGAAGAUCUGUGGCACCCUGCUAGGAUUGGAAAGCUGGAAAUUCUAGUUUGGGUUCGGUCAGAGUAGGAGAGCAGGAUACGUGGACGGAAGCAACAGAGAAAGAGAGAGAAUAGGAAUGUGAGAUAUGCUAAAAUGAGAAAAGCAGGUAAAAUUGGAACUGAACAAAAAGGUGGAUGAACCAGUUUUGCAGGACAAUAGAGAACGCAGGAUAAAGGGAAAGUCUUGUCCUGGAAGCAAGAAGAGAAGGUUCGGCAGCUGGAGGGAGAGACAAAGCUUAAGAAUGGGGUGGACGGAUUAGCGUUGAACCUGUAUUUUAGAAGGAAAAUAAGAUUAAACAAAAGUGACGGCAGGUUUACGGUAAUGAAGACGAAUAGAAAUUGUUAAUAAUUCACCAUGUCAGGAGCUGCUUGACUUGGCAAGUCAGGAGGGCGGGGCUAAAUCACUAAUGAAGGUGUGACCUGACCAAACAGCAAGGCUGAACGUGAGAAAGACAGAAGACAACAUUAGACUUGUGUUGGCAGAUUUAAUGAGGGACUAAUCUGAGAGCAAAAUGCUGAAUGAAGGAGGCUGACUGAGACUGAAGUUUGCUCCGGGCAAAUCGUGAGACUGGGAAACUGACCACAUACACACAAGUAAGAUGGCGGCCACAACGAGCCAGCAGUAUUCAGCAUGUAAGACAGGAGACACGCUCUGUGAGAUUCGUGUGUAUGAGCAGGAGGUAAUUGUGGUACCUGUUCUGAUGUUGAUGGGUUUUGGAGUCACAUUGGCAGUUCUGCUGCUGCUCCACUUGUGUCCUGAGAAAGCAAGAUGCCUCCUGCCAACAAACAGCGCCAGCUCCAGCCGCACGCCCAAAAACAGACGAAUCCUACAGGGAAUAGAUGCUCCUGCAGGUCUGAAUGCUCUGGAGGGUGAAAGUAUAGCCCUGGACACUGCUCCCACUUACUUCACCUUCAGCAGUGCACCCACUACCCGUGCCUCCAACAAACCUGAACGCUCACUGGGUGUGGAUAACCUGGCCUUCAGUGGUGAUGGGGGCUCCUUUGGUGCUGCAAGCUCUGCUCUGGGAAAUCCCAGGGAACUCCCACGUCAGCGGCUGCCUGAAAAGUUCAACAGAGUGACUGCUCUCCUGUCCUCAUACUCACUGAAGACUGACAGCUCGGUGUCUCUGUACAGAGCCCGCAUGGAGAACAGGAACGUCGUCCUCAGAGUGCUCAACGAUACAGCAAGUGCCAAUGAGUGUCAGUCUUUCCUAGGAUUUGCUUCCUUCUUGUCUCAGCUGGGGCCACACCCCUUCCUGCCUGAGCUCAUUGGUGUUGUCUCCUUACGUGCUCCUCUAAUUACAGUUAUAGAGGAGAUGGAGAACCAGGACCUGCUCAGCUUCCUUUGGAAAUGCAGACAGGAAAAUGCUGGACCGAAUGUUAGAUGUGAGAUGACAGAAAAGCGUAUUUUCACUAUGGCUUCCCAGGUGGCAUCUGCUCUGGAAUAUCUUCACUCCAAAGAUCUCAUCCACGGCAACAUCAAGGCUCACAGUGUCCUGAUCAGCCGCUUGUUGACGGCCAAGCUGUGGGGACUGAAUGGUGUCUAUGACCGAAAAACUCAGGGAACCAAUUACAAAGAGGAUCCUGGCAGGAGAAAAUGGCAGGCACCUGAGAUACUCGCGAAGAGGCCAGCCAGUCCAAAGAGUGACGUGUGGUCUUUUGGUCUACUGUUGUUUGAGAUGGUGACUCUUGGUGAGGCUCCGUAUGCUGAGAUUCCUGUGCAGGAACUUCUUCAGUAUCACCAGCGAGGAAAGACCCUAAGGAAACCAAACAACUGCUCCAAUCUUCUACAUUCCAUUAUCAAAGCCUGCUGUCAGUGGAAGGAACAAGACCGUGCCCCGCUGGCCGAGAUCAGCCACAAGCUCCAGUCAUCAGAGAAAAGUGCCAAUGAUAAGGUGGUUCUUCGUUCUCCUGAACCAGUUAACAUUGAGCGGUACCUGCAGGAGGCGGGAUAUGGAGAAUCGAACAACUAUACUGUCUUCUGAAGCCUGAAAUGAGACAUUUCUACUAGAACAAUAAAUGAGACAGACUCAAAAAUCUGAAUCUGAUACCCACCAUCUCAGACUAAGUGAAGAAUGAUCUUCUGUUUGUAAACCAAAGAUGUCUCUCUGUCUGGGAAGUGUGUACUGUAUUAUAAUGACUGGCGGGGGUGACAAAAACAUGCAGUUGUAAUGUUCUGAGAACAAGAGACAUUUUAAUCUGUAUUAUAAUUGAUUGCUUGAAUCCUGUUUACAGCCUUCUAUGUUUAUUAAGCAGAGAUAUAUAAUAUAUUCGGGAAUCACUUUAUAUAUAGGUUUAUUAUUGGUUCUUGUUUUUUCUGAGGGAGGGUUUGGUAUUGUACAUGGUGAGAACAAUGACACCUGUUUACCUUAGGAAAAGUGACAAAAGGAAGACUUUACAAUAAGGGUCACAAAUAACAGACUUAUGACAGUAAUAAACAUUGUUAAAUAGUUAAGUAAUGCAUAAACUAAUUAUUAAUUGAAACUAGUGCAGACAAUAUUAGACAUUACAAAAUGUUAAUGCUUAAGAAUGUUGAAAAUAAUAAAUAUAAAGACAUUAGUUUAAAUAAUUGUAAUGAUACAUAAUGACUUAACUUGUGUUAAUUAAUAAUUAGUGACAUUUUGUACUGUUAAUUAAAGGUACCCUUAUUAUAAUGUGCUAUCAGUGAGGUUUUAUUACUUUACUUGUAGAUCAGUGCCAUACCAUUGGACAACAAGACUUAUCUGAAUAUGUCAUGUUGUAUUUUUACCCAUGUGCCAUAAAUGUGAGCAUAUUUUUCUUUUUCUGAAGAAAAAUAAAACUUUUCAAAAUGGUCA
Astyanax mexicanus (Mexican tetra) is the source of this 2929-nucleotide messenger RNA. It is a transcript of the gene styk1b, whose product is annotated as serine/threonine/tyrosine kinase 1b. Gene Ontology annotation, cellular component: signaling receptor complex. The transcript is spliced from 10 exons. The coding region runs from base 713 to 2098 and encodes 461 amino acids. NCBI's taxonomy places the organism in Eukaryota, Metazoa, Chordata, Actinopteri, Characiformes, Acestrorhamphidae. Gene Ontology annotation, biological process: multicellular organism development; protein phosphorylation; cell surface receptor protein tyrosine kinase signaling pathway. Gene Ontology annotation, molecular function: transmembrane receptor protein tyrosine kinase activity; ATP binding. The record is from RefSeq and is a predicted model, not a curated record.